GGUGUGUGUUAGUUCUGAGAGGAGAGGUCGGAGGAUGCAUCUGUAGCCUCUGAUCAGGUAGAUGAGCAGUAUUAACUUGUCUUAGAUUUUUAUUUGACAAUUGCUGACUCCUGGUGAGGUUUCAUGAAGCUGCUGUGAAUCUACGACCCACAAGAUUGUCAACAUGGGAAAGUUGUCUCUGAAGGAUAAAGUCUGUAUUUUAACUUCCUGGGCCCUGAUGUUGAUGUCCGGCGCUGCAGAGCAAGACUACUUCCCUCAGGCGAUGAGUCUCACCUGGGAGGAGGCCCGGAGUCACUGCCAGGUCUGUUUCGAGGACCUGGUGACUCUGACUUCUGAAAACACCCAGAGCAUCGCUGUGAACCUCACCUCUGACCACUGGGUGGGCCUCCGCAAGAACCCCAACCCCACCAGCAACUCCACCAUGUUCUGGUCCCGCUGGGCCAACGGGGACCCCCUCGCCUUCCAGAACUGGUACCCUGGUUGGCCUGUGUUGAAACGCCCCUCCCCGGAACCUGUAUGCUGCAGCUGCUCCUGUACCUGCCCAAGCUCCACCGUAUAUUCGUCGACUUUCAGUGCAGUGACGUCAAGCAUGUCAAGUACAUUCGGAGGCAUCUCCACUGCAAGCCAGGUGGUGACAGGCCAGGCGGUAAUAGACCAGGUGGCGACAGGUCGGGCGGUGAUAGACCUGACGGCGACAGACCAGGUGGCGACAGGCCAGGUGGCGACAGGCCAGAUGGCGACAGACCUGACGGCGACAGACCAGGUGGCGACAGGCCAGGCGGCGACAGACCAGGUGGCGACAGGCCAGGCGGCGACAGACCAGGUGGCGACAGGCCAGAUGGCGACAGGCCAGAUGGCGACAGGCCAGGCGGCGACAGACCAGAUGGCGACAGGCCAGAUGGUGACAGGCCCGGCGGCAACAGGCCCAGCGGCGGCAGGCCAGGUGGUGACAGGCCCGACGGCGACAGGCCCAGCGGCGGCAGGCCAGGUGGUGACAGGCCCGACGGCGACAGGCCCAGCGGCGGCAGGCCAGGCGGUGACAGGCCCGACGGCGACAGGCCCGACGGCGACAGGCCCGACGGCGACAGGCCCGACGGCAGCAGGCCCGACGGCAGCAGGCUCGACGGCAGCAGGCCCGAUAGUAGCAGAAUGUGUGCGAACACCAAUGCUGUCCCCAAACGUCUCUAAGACUGAUCAGAAAUAUAUUGAAGACUCGUGUGUGGCCAUGCUCAGCUUUGGGGCCUGGGUGGAGAGGAACUGCUCGGAGAGUCUGCCUUUUAUUUGUUACGAGGUUCGUUUCAUCGGCAAAGUCAAUGCGAGCGACGUGACAACCCGGAGCGCCAUCGUCACAUGGGAACGUGGGCCUGGUAACAUCAGCCAUUACCGCCUCGAGGUCAGAGGCGACACCGAUUGGAAGGAAAACCAGAUUGGCUUGACCACUAUGUUUGUCAACCUGACAGCCGGCACCCAGUACUCAGUCAAGGUGUUUCCUGUAAAAUGUCGGCGAGACCUCAACCCACAGACGGUUGUCUUCUACACCAUACCAAACAAAGUCGAGAACCUCAAAGCCGACAACCAGACAGAAAGUUCUGUCACCCUGAGCUGGGACAAACCGGACGGAAAAGUGGAUUCCUAUAUUGUUAAGGUCAACGGUCAGAGGAAACAAAGUGUGAGAGCCAAAAGCACCGUGGUCGAGGGACUGACAUCCGGAAACCCUCACACCUUCAGCGUCCUGUCAGCGGUCAACGAUGAAACCGUGAUGAGUGAAGAGUCCAACGUCACAGACUACACCAAACCUGGAACUGUGUCCAACCUGAUGGUGUGUGACAAUAGCAACACCUCACUGAAGCUCAGCUGGACGGCUCCAUCAGGAGGGUACUCAGACUUCAGGGUGAUAGCGAUGAAUGGCAAUAACACCGUAUUCUUUAAUAAGACUGAGACUCGAACAGAAUUCAGUGUCACAAACCUGCCGGUGGGCAGCAAUAUAACCCUCAGUGUGACAGCACGGGCCAAUCACAGUCUGGAGGGAGACAGCGUGUUUAUCAUCGGCUACACCACUCCUGGACCCAUUUCAGACCUGAAUUUGGUCUCAACGAAUGACCGCAUCACUGCUACUUGGAACUUCCCGGAGGGUUCCUUUUCCUCUUUCAAGAUAAUUCUCCAGCUGGAUGGUAAAGAUGUACAAGAACUCGAAACAAGAAUACCCGCGGCGAACCUCACUGGACUGAAGAAUGCAGCAGAGUACACAGUGAUCGUCCGCAUCAGUAACAGAGAGCUGGAAGGCCCACCAGUGAGCAAGUCCACUCACACCUUGCCGGCGCCACCUACAAAUCUCAAAGUCACCUUCUCUAAUCAUACACAUAUCACCUUCAAAUGGGACCCCCCCGUCAACGCAUCGACCAAAGUCAUGUACUCUGUCAAGCUCCGCUCCGACUUCUGGGGCCACUUCUUUUCUAAAAAGGUGCCGAAGGAAACCUACACAUUUGCUGAGUUAAAAUCAGGGACCAAGUAUGACUUUGAGGUGCAAACAGUGGUGGGUACCUUGUCAAGUCCCGUGGAAAAGCUGUCUCAAUGCACAGAGGCAAAGAAAAGGGAAAUCAGCCUGGCUAUGUUGUGCUCUUCGGCAGAAGUCCUUCUCUGUGACAACGCCACCACGAGGAACAGUGUGUUUGAUCAGCUGAAAUCACAUUUCGAAAAAAAGCUGGGGAACGACAUUUUCUGGGAACUUUUGAAGCCAAACUAAUCGACACCAGACACAUCGUGUUUUUUUUUAAUUUUUAAGCAGUAUCGGUGAAGGAAUUUUCUGUCUGAAAUCAAAUGCUGUUUGUUAUAUUUAGCCAGGAGAGAUUUUACUUUGGUGUUUUGUGGUUUUGAAUAGCGUGAUGAGAUGUUAUAAUGUAAAUGUAGACUAUAAUAGCACUAGACUAUACUUUCAAUCUGUGAUGAUUACUCUUUUUAAAAAAUGAAUUGAUUCUGUUUGCCGUGUAUGGCCCGUUCCCUCCAGGAACAGAAAAAAGAAAUCGAAAAAUGAGUCAUGGUACAAUGAAAUAUAGUCAGUUUUGAGAUUGUUAAUGAAAAUUUCUACUCCCUAAAUCGAAAUUACAAGAAAGAAAGUACAAAGUUACAGUUUGCAUUUUGCUUUUUAAUGUUUAACUUAUUAUUUAUUUUAUAAAUUGGCUUCCAGAUAUGUGUCAGACAAUGAAACUGAAUAAAAGCAAACGUGAAAA
Acanthopagrus latus (yellowfin seabream) is the source of this 3227-nucleotide messenger RNA. RefSeq names its product receptor-type tyrosine-protein phosphatase H. Lineage: Eukaryota; Metazoa; Chordata; Actinopteri; Spariformes; Sparidae. The coding region runs from base 164 to 2743 and encodes 859 amino acids. The transcript has 11 exons. The record is from RefSeq and is a predicted model, not a curated record. Gene Ontology annotation, molecular function: protein binding.